Actinia tenebrosa (Australian red waratah sea anemone) is the source of this 1260-nucleotide messenger RNA. RefSeq lists its product as uncharacterized. The record is from RefSeq and is a predicted model, not a curated record. NCBI's taxonomy places the organism in Eukaryota, Metazoa, Cnidaria, Anthozoa, Actiniaria, Actiniidae.
UCCAACAAUAUAURAACUCUUGGAAAACUGGGCAAGGCUUGUUACUUUUUACAUUAAGUCCUGUUAAGAGGAGUGCAAUUUUCUUCUACAUUACCACGUUAGCAUGAAAAUGAUGCCUAAACUGUCUUUAAUUCUGUUCGCCUUUUCAUUUUACUCGCACGUCGUCUCAGCCAGAACAAGGACAAAUCCUUUCCUUAUCGAUUAUGAUAAUGAUGUCAUUGAUGAUCUUUCGGUGCGUCAGUCAGACAUAGCUCUUUUUCAAGAUCAAGACGAAAAUGUCCAAACAAUCGACAAUCAAAGGACAAUUUCAAACACGGAAGAAAUCUUAUGUAAACCUCGGCCAAUUCCCGUUAAAAUCCCUGUACUCAGCCAUUUCAUCACAACUGGACCGCGAUACGUGAUGCUCAAUCGAUGUCUUGGACCAGGGGUUACUUCAGUACAAAAAUGUGCUGUCAAAACCAGAGAAAAAGUGGUUGUAAAGUACGAGAAGCUAUCCACUCGUGUGGGCUCACUCCAAGCGGUCUCGCAGGAAGAGAGUGUAGUUAUGUUCAACGACAUUGAGUGUAGUGGAAAAGCCUGUAUCGCCAAACCACAGGACUGCAACAGCAACCAGAUUUUUAGAAAGUGCACCUGCAAUUGCAAUCUCAGUGAUUCAUACUGCCAAAGCAUCAACCGAUACUAUGACCGCUCUACAUGUCAGUGUACUUGCAAGGGUCAAGCCAAAUGUCCUCUCUACCAGGAGUGGAACCUUGCCACAUGUCAGUGUGAGUGCGCUGAAUUCAUGAAACAAAUGUGCCAAAAACACAAUUUAGCGCUUGAUAGUAACUCGUGCAAGUGUGAGGCAAAUAAUAUGCAAGCACUUUAAAAAUGCUAUUCUUUAUUGGUUUAAAAAAAUGAAUUAAGAAUCACAAAGUUAAAGUUGUAUUUAUAUUUUGUAAGACAAGUUAAUUCCAAAAAUAUUUAUCAAAUAAUUAGCGAUUCAAAUGUGAAAUCAAUUAAAUCAAUUAAUUUUUCAUUUUUAAGAAAAUUGUUAAUAAAUGCUAUAAAUAUUCAAAAACCAAAGGCUCCAAAUCGUUUUAUUUAUUUCUCCCUUGGAAAAGUUCAAUUAUAGAAUUAUAAGAACAACUAUACACUACAAAUGCCAUGCCCAUCCUCUCCCCUGAGGAGCAUUUUUUGGUCGGCAGAAGAGAAAGUAAUAGUCUCAUAGUCUUGGUUAAUAAUAAUGAUGAUAAUGAUAAUAAUAAAAUGAUAAAAAAUUAU